AUGGAGCGAUUCGCCAACAUCGUCAUCAAGAUCCGCAACCUGAACCCCGAGGUCGCCCUACACGCUAUGCUCAUUGAACUCAAGCCGGGUCCCUUCAUCGAUAGCCUUUAUCGGCGACCUCCACCGGACAUGGACGAACUCCGUGCCCGAGCUGCCAGGUACAUUCAAAUGAAAGAGCACACAACGUUCCGCGACCAAGUACGUGGGAAACCACAAGGGAGGCAAGACCACGGCCACAAAGAUAAGAUGAGAGUCUCCAACGACAGUCAAUUCAAAAAGACUAGGCUGAACAAAGGCAAGAAGUACGACUUCUAUACCCCCUUGAACACCCGAGUACACAUACUAGAGGAAGCCAGUAACACCGACCUGAUCACCCUAACACCACCCGGGCACAACCCCAGUAGCGUGGACAAAUCCAAACAUUGUCGAUACCAAAGAAACUAUGGUCACACAACCAAGGAAUGCCGCACACUCAGAGAUCACAUAGAGGAACUCGUCCUAGGGGGACACCUCGGACAAUACAUCCAACGGCAGCAGGGUCACAAAGCAGGCUACAACAGACGAGGACGAGGUACCACCCCCAUCUCGAAGCAGCCGACGUACCCAGCAAAGAAGGCUCACCAAUCUUGCCCAGCAGAUCGUCCCUCUUGA
Messenger RNA from Cajanus cajan (pigeon pea), 651 nucleotides. Lineage: Eukaryota; Viridiplantae; Streptophyta; Magnoliopsida; Fabales; Fabaceae. The record is from RefSeq and is a predicted model, not a curated record.